Molecule: messenger RNA, 3493 nt
Organism: Zeugodacus cucurbitae (melon fly)
Lineage: Eukaryota; Metazoa; Arthropoda; Insecta; Diptera; Tephritidae
Product: sodium-coupled monocarboxylate transporter 1
Exons: 7
Coding region: 542-2641 (699 amino acids)
Biological process (GO): transmembrane transport; sodium ion transport
Cellular component (GO): membrane
Molecular function (GO): symporter activity
Source: RefSeq, a predicted model, not a curated record
UCAUUCGCGUUCUUUUGUUGUCUGAAGUUUCACGUGCCCGAGGCGCCGUCACAUUUCAUCAUUUCUUUCACCUUGUGAAAUGUGCGUGAAUCCUAACGAUUAUUCGAUUUGAUUAGUUUAGUGGUGUCCAAAACAAUAGUGAAACCGGUGUGGCAACAAGAAUGAAAGAAUCACUAAUUACUGAUCAUCGAAAGUAAAAAUGUAAAUUUACAUAAAUACGCAAACAGCGGUGGCGGCCGGCGUGUGCUGCGCUCAUUGAAACGUCACACAGCACCUGUGUUGAGAACCCUAAAACGACAAUUUGCCGGCAGCAGGUUGUUAACUAAUUGUAAACUCAACACAGACUUGCAACGGAGAUGUAAAUAAUUCGCCCCCGUCAAUAAGUGAGAUUAAUUGAAAGCGAAUAGUUUCCAAAAUAAACGAAAUACAUACAAACAAAUAUAUCUAUAUAUACUACGAGUAUUAGAAAAUUAUAUACGUACUACGCACGAACAAGUUCCUGUUAUUUAAAAAAUAUAUAUACAAAUCAAAAAAUCCCAAAAUGUCCCCACUAAUGGCCACUUUGCUGAAGCUCUUGUUCCUUUGCGCCCUGGCGCAUAGCAGCGAUUCGCUGGCGGUGCCCGAUAACAACGCGCAAAGGUAUCAACAACCACCAGCGAUCAGCGCCACAGCUGCGAAACCAUCUCCACCGUAUUUACUCGUGCGCGGCGAUUCCACAUUUGCCUCGUCAGAUGACGCGCUCUCUGUUUUGGAUGCCACAGACUCACAGGCGGAGAAACGCAACUUUGAUGUGGCGGCGCAAUUGCUAAUGACCAUGUACAAUGAGGAAAUGAGAGCGGCUGAGAGCUUUGAGGAAAUGGAGCAAUGCAACAAUCCCUCCCACAAAGCCGUUUUCUCCGGCUACGAUUAUGCGAUAUUGCUCUCUAUGUUGAUUAUAUCGCUGGGGAUUGGCGUUUUUUAUGGCUUCUUCCACAAAUCGGGCAGUUCAUCGGAAGACUUUCUACUCGGUUCGGGUAUGUCUAUAUUUCCGGUUACACUAAGCUUGACGACGAGUUUUAUCACGGCCAUUGAGUUGUUGGGCAACCCAUCGGAGAUGUAUUUGCAGGGCACGCAAUUCGUGUUGAUUGUUAUUCCAAUGAUUAUGGUCAUACCGGUUGCUGUGAAGAUAUUCUAUCCCAUCUAUUUCAAAAUGGAACUGACAAGUUGUUAUGAGUAUCUUGGCAUACGCUUUGGAAAGGAGAUACGUAUUUUGGGCGCUGUUCUAUAUGUUAUACAGAUGUGUUUCUACACCGCCGUAGCAGUGCUGGCACCGGCGAUCGCACUUUCUAAAGCCACAGGCUUAAAUACAAAAGUUGCUGUGAUUCUUAUUUAUUUAGUCUGUGUCUUCUACUCAUCUCAGGGUGGCAUGAAGGCGGUGGUAAUUGCCGAUACCUUUCAGGCUGUCGUUUUGGCCGUCUCCUUGGUGCUAGUCAUUGCUUUGGGUAGUUAUUAUAGCGGUAAUGCUAUUGAGAUUUUCAACACGGCAGCUGAUCGACAUCGUUUAGAGUUCUUCAACUUUGAUUUUGAUCCCACAACGCGGCACACAGUUUGGUCCGUUGUGAUCGGUGGCUUCUUCUAUUGGACCUCGCUAUUCUGCACCAAUCAGGCAUCGGUACAGAAGUGCAUGUCAUUGAAAUCGCUAAAGUUGGCGAAAGUGGCUUUGGGUUUUGCCAUACUCGGACUUGUUAUAGUAUUCCUCAUGAACUUCUACACCGGUCUGAUGAUCUUCAAUCAUUACGCUGAUUGUGAUCCACUAACAGCGGGACGCAUCACCGCUUCUGAUCAACUAUUGCCCUUCUACAUCAUUAGCACUUAUGAACAUAUCUACACGAUUGCUGGCAUUUUUGUAGCGGGUAUCUUCGCGGCCAGCUUGGGCACCGUGGCGUCUGCGUUGAAUUCGCUCUCCGCAGUGACGUGUGAGGAUCUACUUGUGAAUGGCAUGAAUAUCAAGAUUACACCGGAUAAGGGUGCGCUGUACGCCAAAUGGAUGUCUUUGGGUUACGGCAUAUUAUCUUUCGGUUUGGUUUUCAUCGUAGAGAAGUUGGGUGGCGUGCUGCAAGCGACUCUCACAUUGAAUGGUCUCAUUGGUGGAGUCACUUUGGGUCUCUUCGUGCUGGGUAUUGCUUUUAAGAGCGCCAAUACAAGAGGCGCUUUCUAUGGUGGUUUGCUGUCGUUGGCUAUAGUCAUUUUCAUUGGUGUGAUGGCGCAAAUUGUUAAUGUGGAUCCGGUAGAGUUACCCUUGUCAGUGGAACAUUGCGAUUGCAAAGUGAAUGCCUCCUCUUUGAUUUUGCCGGAAACUGUGGAGACAGUGACGCUAACUGGAUUUAGUUCCUGGCCAAUCUUCAAGCUCAGCUACAUGUGGUACUCGAUGAUCGGUACUUUGCUCACAAUAAUCUUGGGUUUGCUCAUUUCGCUCAUCGUUGCUGCUGUGCAACGGCAUAAUGUGCUCAAUAUAAACUCGACGUGCGAGGAGCAAGUGCGUAGCAAACCUGAGACGCCACCACAAUUCAGCACCGAGAUCAAAGUGACCGCAAAAACGGAGCCGGAAGCUGCUGAGAAAUCAGGACAUAUUAAUCUGGCUAUACGUUUGGACGAUGAGUGAAACGUGUAAACGAAAUACCUGAUGUUUCGGGUAGCAUAACCUAGAGGCUUAUAAAAAUUGAGAACACAACAAUUUGACAAACGAUUUGUAUAGGGAACGUUGCAACAACGUUGCUUUAUGUACAAAUUAUUUUCAACAGACUUACCACAUUGCAACUGAGUACUUGUUAUUAAUUAUUAAUAAACUAUAUUUUUUCGAUUUUUAAAUGAUUACAAUGCAAAAUGUAACAAUUAAAUACAACCAGUCAUUAAUUUAGUCCAAUAAGUGUAUAUAAAUAUAUUUAAAUACUAUAUGAUUACAUUAAAGUAAUCAUCAGAUUAUAGAGAAUUAGUUCUUAGAACAUAGUAUUAGUAUGAAGACGAGACGAAUUAAUGAAUUAAGUCACAAGUGAUAAAAUGUAAUUAAACAAUGCACAAAACAAAGAAUUGGUUAAAGUACAAAUAAAAAAAAACAACAAAAUUAUAUGUAAUCAUUACUUUUAAUAUUAUUUUUAAAGACUUCAAUACACAUUGUUAUUGUUUUCUAUUUAUAGUCGCAAAUAACUGUAACAAUGCUAAUAUUGUGUCACACAUAACUGAAAAUAUAUAUAUGUAUUUGCAUUUGCGAAUGCCAUCACUGAUCCUGUUAACUAUUUGUUUACACUCUGCGCAAAUAUCUACAAUUACUUGGAAUGACAUUAAUUACAAUCUCUGAUAAGAAAUUCUAUGUGCGAAUUGCUUUUGUUUUACAAAACAUAUAUAUUCAUAUUGAUAUAGCAUGCAUACUAUAUACCGACAUAUAAAUAUACAAAUGUACAAAAUAAUAGUUGUAAUGGAAAAAUUAAUAAAUUAUUAUUUAAAAUAGCAAAUAAUA